This is a messenger RNA of Balearica regulorum gibbericeps (East African grey crowned-crane), 875 nucleotides long. The record is from RefSeq and is a predicted model, not a curated record. Lineage: Eukaryota; Metazoa; Chordata; Aves; Gruiformes; Gruidae.
GAGCUGCCAGCGUGGUUGUGGGCCACCCCCUGGAUACGAUCAAGACUCGUUUGCAAGCUGGACAAGGGUAUGGAAAUACACUCAACUGUGUUCUCACUGUGUACAGAAAUGAGUCUGUGGCCGGUUUCUUCAAAGGCAUGUCCUUCCCUCUGGCCAGCAUUGCCGUCUACAGCUCCGUGGUGUUCGGCGUCUUCAGCAACACGCAACGGCUCCUCAGCCAGCUCCGCCACGGAGACCCAUCUCGCACGCCAGCACUCGCCGACGUGGCUCUGGCCAGCAUGGUGGCAGGGUUCAUCUCUGUGGGCAUCGGCACUCCUGUGGACUUGGUAAAGAUAAGGCUGCAGAUGCAAAUGCAGCCGUACAUCGAACCGAACAUUAAGCUAAAGCCCACACUUCCUGGAUUUCCUGUGUACCGAGGCCCAAUUCACUGCUUUAGGACAGUCCUACAGAAAGAGGGGAUAGCAGGAAUAUACCGGGGCGCAGGAGCAAUGCUUCUGAGGGACGUUCCUGGGUACUGCCUCUAUUUCAUCCCUUACACAUAUUUCUGUGGCUGGAUUACCCCUGAUGGAUGCAUUUCCCCUAAUCCCUCCUCCAUCUGGCUGGCAGGGGGUAUAGCAGGAGCCAUUUCCUGGGGGACUGCUACUCCAAUGGAUGUUGUGAAAAGUCGACUUCAGGCAGAUGGAGUUUAUUUAAACAAAUACAAAGGGACCCUUGACUGUAUCUUGCAGAGCUACCAGAACGAGGGCUUAAAAGUCUUUUUUAGGGGCAUCACGGUCAAUGCAGUGCGAGGAUUCCCAAUGAGUUCAGCCAUGUUUCUUGGCUAUGAACUUUCUCUCAAAGCAAUGAAAAGAGACCAAACUGAGACCAAUCCUUAA